AUGAAGGCUUUGCAAGAACUAAUACCUCACUGCACUAAAACUGAUAAAGCUUCAAUUUUGGAAGAAGCCAUAGAUUAUUUGAAGUCACUUCAGUUACAAGUUCAAGUUAUGUGGAUGGGGAGUGGAAUGGCUGCUGCAGCGGCUCCUAUUAUGUUCCCUGGGGUACAGCCUCCUCCACAUUUCAUCCGUCAGGUGCAGAGCCCGGUACUGUUGCCUAGAUUUCCUGUUAUGGACCGGUCUGUGAUUCAAAACAAUCCCGGUUUAGUUUGUCAAAACCCGGUACAAAACCAAGUUUUGUCUGAUCGGUUUGAUAGAUACGUUAGCCAAUUCCCACAGAUGCAGGCUGCCUCUCAGCCGAUGGAGAUGUUGAGGUUUGGUUAUCCGGCGGGACAGGAAAGUCAACGUACGUCUGCGCCAGCUAAGACCACCGACGGUCCUCUUUAG
This is a messenger RNA of Eruca vesicaria subsp. sativa (arugula), 444 nucleotides long. The record is from the annotation of a GenBank genome assembly. NCBI's taxonomy places the organism in Eukaryota, Viridiplantae, Streptophyta, Magnoliopsida, Brassicales, Brassicaceae.